AUGCGCAGCGCCUGUGUGUCGCCGGCCGCGCAGGCGGCAUGGAGUUUGCUGGCAGCCUAUGGGGCAGCGCCACCCAAGCUGCGACAGGAACAGCUGCCCAAAGUGGUGCCUCAAACCUGUCAGGUAAUUGCGCUGUUUUUCUCAGUGCCGGGUCAGAUGGCAGAUGAAGUACACAGGCAGUGGGAAUGGUGUGACACAUCGGGGUCUCAAGGUGGCUAA
Messenger RNA from Cladocopium goreaui, 219 nucleotides. The record is from the annotation of a GenBank genome assembly. NCBI's taxonomy places the organism in Eukaryota, Dinophyceae, Suessiales, Symbiodiniaceae.